UGUUGUUCUCUGCUUUCUUCUCUCUACUCUGUGCUCGCUUUCUGCUCUCUACUCUGUGCUCUUUGUUCUCACACUGCUAGUCAUGAAGAUCAGAGGAGUUUGGGCCCACAACUUCCAUCAAGAAUUGUCUCAAUUCGAUCACUGCCUGCACCGCUUCCCCGUCAUCUCUUUCGAUACCGAAUUUCCAGGCUUUCUUCGAGACACUCCCCGAGACGCACUCGAAGAUCAACGUUAUGAAGAUGUAAAAUUCAAUGUUGAAUCCCUCAAAUUGCUCCAGUUGGGAUUCACUCUGUCCGACGCCCAUGGCAACAUUGGGGGAACUUGGGAAUUCCACUUGUCUGGGUUCAAUGAGAAAUCUGACCCUCAUGUUGUCGCUUCCAUUUCUCUACUCAAAAGGAACGGUCUUGAUUUUGCGAGACUUGGGCAAUUUGGGAUUUCUGUUGCGGAGUUUGUGUUCGGGUUUCUGCGUGUCCUUAGAAUCCACAGAGGGUUGCAUGAUUUGACAUGGGUUUGCUUUCAUGGCCUUUAUGACCUGGCCUAUUUGCUCAAGCUCUUGACCCAAAAGCCUCUGCCCGAUUCAGUGGUGAUGUUUGCUAAGGCUCUUGGUGUAGUUUUUGGCACCAUUUAUGAUGUCAAAUUCAUGGCUCGCUACUGCCGGGGAUUCUUUGGCGGUGAAAUUGGAUUGGCAAGGGUGGCCAAGCUUCUUGAUGUGGAGCGUUCCGGUGAAGCUCAUCAAGCGGGUUCGGACAGUUUGUUGACUGCCGCUGUGUUCUCCAAGAUGAACGCAACGUUUAGGUCUGUGGCUGGGAUGUCUCAGGGCUGUUUGUAUGGAAUUAGCCCAACAAUCGUGCGAUAUUGGCAGCCCGCUCCUGUGAUCCUCCGUCGCCCUUGCUUUCCUGUUGCAGCACCUCGUGUCUACGGUGCUCGUCUCAUUCAUAGUCCUAUUCUUCCCACUUAUGUACACAUGUAGUUAGUUUUGUAAAUUCUGAUUUUUUGGAGUUGGUGAACAGUCAAGUGACUAGCUGGCUGAUCCGUAUUCAUUUUGUAUGUACAACAUUUUUUAUACCAAAGAUUAUAAUACAAUUCUUUAAUUUCUG
Messenger RNA from Prunus persica (peach), 1097 nucleotides. RefSeq names its product putative CCR4-associated factor 1 homolog 8. Gene Ontology annotation, cellular component: CCR4-NOT complex; P-body; CCR4-NOT core complex. The record is from RefSeq and is a predicted model, not a curated record. Gene Ontology annotation, molecular function: poly(A)-specific ribonuclease activity; nucleic acid binding. NCBI's taxonomy places the organism in Eukaryota, Viridiplantae, Streptophyta, Magnoliopsida, Rosales, Rosaceae. The transcript has a single exon. The coding region runs from base 83 to 970 and encodes 295 amino acids.